Messenger RNA from Doryrhamphus excisus (bluestripe pipefish), 2851 nucleotides. The record is from RefSeq and is a predicted model, not a curated record. NCBI's taxonomy places the organism in Eukaryota, Metazoa, Chordata, Actinopteri, Syngnathiformes, Syngnathidae.
CUUCAGUGAAGACACUUGAAGUUUUGAGAACGCUGAGUGACCAUGGCCGAGUACAAGGUAGAUGUAACAACCGGAGACAGAGUAGGCUCCGGAACGUUGGACCGCAUCUACAUCACCUUGUUGGGAACAGAAGGCCAGAGCGAGAAAGUGGCGUUGGACAGCUGGGGCGUUUACGUUGUCAGUGGCACAACUGGGACCUACACUGUAAAAACCGGUACGUCUCUGGGAAGACUCCUGCUGGUCAAGGUCGAGAAAGAUCCCUACUUCUUCUCCUUUGACAACGAGUGGUACUGCUCCAAAAUCGUGGUGACCACCCCAGAGGGAGAGGCCAUUCUUUUCCCGUGUUACCGAUGGCUGACUAAUAACGAAGCGGUGGAGCUGAGAGGAGGAAAAGCCAUGAAAGUUUUCGAAGACGACCACCCGAUGUUGAUUGAACACCGCAAAAAAGAGCUGGCAUCUAAACAGAGCUUGUUUAAAUGGAACGUCAUGAAGGAAGGACUCCCUUUCCACGCUGAUUUCAAUACAUUAAAUGUUCCGGCUGAAGUCCGCAUGACCGUGGCCAGAAGGGGGCAAUCCAAGAUGACCUUCCUGAUGUGUGCCUUGGAGCUGAAGAUGAAAGGGAUGCUCGGAUCUGAGGAAAGUUGGGAAAACAUUGACGAUAUGAAAAAAAUCCUCUGGAAUAGAAAAACAACAUUAUCAGAAUACGUUUCCCAACACUGGAAUGAAGAUGACUUUUACGGAUACCAGUUUCUAAACGGAAUGAAUCCCAAUAUGAUCAAACGCUGCUCCGCGCUUCCUCCAAAUUUCCCAGUCACAGAGGAAAUGGUUAAACCAUUCCUUGAGGAAGGUAGCACUCUGGACAAUGAAAUCCAGAAAGGAAAUAUAUUCCUGUAUGACCAGAAGAAAAUGAAUGGCAUACCUGGGAGGAUGUUUAAUGGUGUACGUCUCCAAGUGUCUGCUGGUCUCUGUCUGUUUUACCUGAAUCCUGAGAAGAAACUGAAGCCCAUUGCUAUACAGUUGCAACAACAACCCUCAGAGGACAACCCCAUUUUUCUGCCCAGCGACUCGGAGACUGACUGGCUUCUUGCCAAGUUCUUCAUUAAAAAUACAGAUAUGAUGGAUCAUCAGGCAAACCACCACUUUAAAGACACUCACUUCCUCUCUGAGGUCUGGGUUACGAGCCUUAUCCGCAACUUCCCUGUCAUUCAUCCAAUUUACAAGUUCCUGAUCCCUCACUUUCGCUGGAUUCUCCAUAUUAAUGCAUUGGCCCGUGACAUUCUGUUUGGACCCGAUGGACCCUUUGUAUCGUGUACAAUUGGCCUCGACGGCACUUUUGAGGCAAUGGCAAGGUCCCAUGCCGAGCUCACCUACAGCAAACUGUGCUUUCCGGAGAACAUCGCCGCUCGGGGACUGGAGUCCAUCCCCAACUUCUACUACAGAGAUGAUGGCCUUCAGCUAUGGGACAUGAUCAAUAGCUUUGUGAAGGCGGUUGUGGGACACUUCUAUCGUUCCGACAUUGAGGUGGUGAAAGACUCUGAGCUCCAGGGCUGGAUCCAUGAGAUAUUCACUCGAUGCUUUUUAGGGAACAAAUCCUCAGGGUUUCCUGAAUCCUUCCAAAAUGUUGAGGAAGUGGUCAAGUUCAUCACCAUGGUCAUCUUCACUGUGUCCGCUCAGCAUUCCGCCAUCAAUUCCGGACAGUUUGACUACCAGUCCUUCAUCCCUAAUGGCUGCACCAGUGUACGCAAGCUACCUCCAACCGUCAAAGGACAGUCGAGUAUGAAGACCUAUCUGGAGACGCUCCCAAACAUUGGCGAGUCGGUGAAGAUAGUGAGCCUCGUCUAUGUGCUCUCACUAAAAUACAUGGAUUUUGUGGCCCUGGGUUCAUACCCUGAGGAACGAUUUCAAGAGCCUGAAAUCCAGGAGAUGGCCAAGGAUUUUCGAGCACAGUUAUCCAAACUCACUGACGUAAUCAAUGCCAGAAACGCACAGAUUACAGUGCCGUACAUGUAUAUGAACCCAGUUCGAGUAGAGAACGGUGUCACCCAGUAAGGGGUCUUAUCCGCAUGACAUAAUAGUGCCUGUCUUGCAUGCUGGCAGGUUGUUUUAAAAGUCACAAUAGCAUUUUAUUAGAUUAGACUUUAGCAUGAGCUACUGCAGGACUACAUUGUUGGAUAUUAUGGUACUUAAGUCGCUUUCUUACCUUUUCAGUAAGAAAAGUAGCUAUUGGCUAUCCUAGAAGUCCCUAGAUGUCAUAGUCAGUCAUUUGCAUAUAAUGUUAAUUAAAUUAAAUGAAUGUAAUAUUUUCAUCUUUUCACUGAACAUAUCAUGUAAAAAACUCACAGUACCGGGUGGAAAAUGUAUGUCAAUGACCUUGGUCAAUGACAAUACAAGAGCUAAUUUGAGUCAGGUGACAUCCAACAUGGAGUUCAAUUCGUGUGACGAGUUUGCAGGAGCCGUAUCCAGCUGCCCUGCCCUUUAAAAACUUACACUAGUUUUGAAAUGGCUUCUCAGAAGAAGCAUCGUCUGAUGGGAACCAUGCCCAGCACCAAAAUGUACGAUUGUAUUGUGACUUAAAUUAAUUUUAAAAAAAUGUGCAGAAAUCAAAGAAAGCACAAAGGGUUCAAAUACUUUUUGCUUAGAUCUUGCUGUGUAAGCUCAGGGAGAACACAAUGCCGAAGAAUAGGUGCUUUCACUUUUAAGUCCUCAAAUAUAGGAAACCUCCCCAAUAAACACAAUUUAAAAGGUCACUUUUGAGAGGGUUUAUGAUAGCAGCUACUAUGUUUGUACUUUACUAUUUACACAAUGCUUUAAAUGCGUAGCUUGACCCAGAUAACCAAAAUAAAUGUGCAUU